Messenger RNA from Homarus americanus (American lobster), 879 nucleotides. Its product is annotated as neurexin-3-like. The coding region runs from base 247 to 864 and encodes 205 amino acids. The transcript has a single exon. Lineage: Eukaryota; Metazoa; Arthropoda; Malacostraca; Decapoda; Nephropidae. The record is from RefSeq and is a predicted model, not a curated record.
GGCGUGGUGCGGGAGCGUGGUGGUACUGGUUGAGGUGCAGGCAGCUCUCGGGGCAGUGUAGUGAGGGCGUCCGUCCGCAACGGUGCCGCGCCGCCACUCCGUCCGCGUUCAGUGCCAGUGUGAGUGUCUCCCUCGCUGCUCCUACUACUACCGCUGCUGCCUCGCUUCUCGUAGUGUGACCAUGCUAGGUCAGUGAGUGUGUGCCAAGCAGCGAGAAAUUGUUAUCAGUGUUAGUGUAUCAUCGCCAUGGGUGCCGAUAGUUGGUUGUGUUGGUGCCUGGCGGUGGCGCUCAUGAUCACCCGUGCCGUCAGCGGCUUCCUGCUGGAGGGAUCGCCAACCUCCUUCGCCCAGUUUCCUCGGUGGAUGCCUGGCGCUAAUGGCUCGCUUGAGUUUGAAUUUUUAACCCGGGAGCUAAAUGGCCUGCUCCUGUAUACGGACGAUGGCGGCUCUUAUGAGUUCUUUGAACUGAAACUGGUAGAAGGCGCGGUUCGCCUGCACUACAACAUGGGAGGGGGCGCGCGGCUUUUGACGGUGGGGAGCGGCCUCAACGACGGUUUGUGGCACCGUGUCAAGGUGUCUCGCCGUCACGACCGAACACACCUCACGGUUGACGGAAAGACGGAAACCCGCGUUAUCAAGUCUCUGAACCACGAGUUCGGCUCUCCAGACACUAACUCCUUCAUGUACGUGGGGGGCCUGCCGCUCCUGGUGACCAGGCAGGUGGGGUCAAGACUCACGCUACCCGUCGUCACUCUAGAACCUCGCUUUGCCGGGCAGUUUCGUGAGCUUGUGUAUACCGGGGCCGACGGCGUCUCCCGCAGCCAGAACAUGAUCGCCAGCCAGGUAAGACAACUUGUUUACUGAGGGUGGACACCACUG